UGCAGGCGCCAUGACUCAAUCUUGUUCUACAGGUAUCAUCUAUGCAUCAGAAUUUGAGGUUAUUCGUCAACAUUUUGAAGCGUCACGUUUAAGUGGAGAAAGCGAGGCAAACGGUGCUCUUUACGGUCUAUGGACACGUAGCGGCGGUAUUGUGGUUCAGUUGGCGAAUGCGUCAGGUGGACCUCAAGCGGAUAUGUGGACGUCUUUCUGCGGAGACCACCGACUGGAUAGAGUUGGUUCAUGGGGAAACAAGGAACCGAAACUACAAGACCGACCGAGUGACCUGGACGAAUCUCUUGUUUUUGUUUAUGUUUGCCGUUCUCCUGAUAAUGACAAACUUAUCUGCUACUCUAUUCCUGCUUCCGCAAAGACAUCCUCCUUACAAGUGACAGAGUUGACGACGCUACCCACCAGAAGUCCUUUUCGAGCUUUAAAAGAUUCUGAUACGACAAUCCUUCUAGAUCCUGGCACGAAAUAUCUACAGAAGAUUCCGCAACCUCACUUGAAGAGGCAUUGGAGCAGCAAGGAACGCUACAUUGACUUCCUCACAAAUCUCCAAAAGUGUUUCAGUGACACCGAAAUGGAAGUGAAGCAGUUUCAGGACCCUGGAUCAGACUACAUUGCAUUGCAGGUAAAAUCUAGGGAAGCGACGUUUGCUGUCGGGUUUCCAUCUGAUUUUGACAAGAAGCGUAAGGUGGACGUCUACCGUGACAAACAAGAUCCAUUUGUAGUAAAACUACCAUUGGAUGCACACAAGGCUUUUGAUACACUUGUUUCUAGUUUGCUCCAUAAUGAUCAACUAACAGACAAGGGUUCAAGGGAAGGCCAAAUUGCAAAGAAAUCCCCCGUUUCAGUAACCGAUUUACAGAUGCCUCCCUCUUCAACUCCCUCACUAGCUUCAAAAACUCGUGAUAAGACAAGAAGACUACUAAAUUCAGACGUACAGUAUCUACAAAUGAAUUCAGUAUCUGACUUGACGGGCCAUUGGACCAGCAAGAAAACAUACCGCGACUUCCUCAAAGAUCUGCGAACAUGUUUCAGUGCCGCAGAAAUGGAGGUGAAGCAGUUUCAGCAGCCUGGAUCAGACUACAUUGCAUUGCAGGUAAAAGCUAGGGAAGCGACGUUUGCUGUCGGGUUUCCAUCUGAUUUUGACAAGAAGCGUAAGGUGGACGUCUACCGUGACAAACAAGAUCCAGUUGUACUACAACUAGCAUUGGAUGCAAACGAGGCCUUUUCUACACUUCUUUCUUGUCUUUGACCAUACUAGUAAUGACAUAUGCCAUAAAUAACAAUAAAGAAAGCAAUGACAUGCUAUAGCAAUAACGAUUCAACCUCUGUACUUUUCCGACGUGCUUUAACUUGACAAGAUUAGCCACGUUCUCUUCGUUGAA
This is a messenger RNA of Corticium candelabrum, 1391 nucleotides long. RefSeq lists its product as uncharacterized. NCBI's taxonomy places the organism in Eukaryota, Metazoa, Porifera, Homoscleromorpha, Homosclerophorida, Plakinidae. The transcript has a single exon. The record is from RefSeq and is a predicted model, not a curated record. Bases 11 to 1258 code for a protein of 415 amino acids.